Molecule: messenger RNA, 6400 nt
Organism: Mugil cephalus (flathead mullet)
Lineage: Eukaryota; Metazoa; Chordata; Actinopteri; Mugiliformes; Mugilidae
Gene: ubtf
Product: upstream binding transcription factor
Exons: 22
Coding region: 1333-3927 (864 amino acids)
Source: RefSeq, a predicted model, not a curated record
UACAACUUGUCGUUGCUACUAUGCAAUAAAUUAAAUAAACUUAAACUUACUAACUGAAAACAACCUUGACAUACUCUGAACUUUGCUUGAUUUGGGAUAAAUGUGCAUUUUAAAAAUAAAAAGAUGACAACAAUAGAUAUACAGUUCUCUUGUUCAAAAUUUGUUCUGAGGUGCAUCAUGUGUAUACAUCAAUGUAAAUAUCAGAUGAUUACAUAGCAACCAAGCAUAAAAAAGGAUUUACUCUGAUACACUCUGGUUAUAUAUUACAUCGACAUUUCACAUAACUUGGUGACACAUUAACAACAACAUAGGAAAAUGUGAGCUAAUGACUACCUUUCUUUCUCCUAUUUCUGGUCUUAUUUUGUUCAUUCAUUUCUGAUUCACUUUGGUUUAAUAAUACAUCUACAUUCCACAUCUAUCAGUGACACAUUAAUAAAAGAAAAAUGUCAAAAACAUGUACUUUUCUCCCUAUUUCUGGUCCUAUUUCAUUUCAGCACUUUCCAUAUUAAAAAAGGUAUUAUUUUAUUUCCUAAAGCCAAUUCUAGGUCUUUAACACUCAAAUCAAGUCAAUAAAUAAUGCAAUUACAAUUACAGACGUUUGAAGGCCAACAUUUAUAAAUUAAAAACCUGCGCGAAAGGCCUGUACAUAUUUUCAGUAACAUGUUAGCUACAAUGUGAAAUAUUACACAUUUGUUCAUGCAUUGACUUAUUUCACUAUUUUUUUUUUUAGCUCAUUUCACCUCCAUACUCGAGUCUCAGUUAAUCGUGUGAACAGUUUGGAUGCCUGUGCCUCUUCGUGUAGAACGAGGCCCAAAUUUCCCCUACGGCGUUUGAACGCAGCACUAUUUAACAAGGCCCAGCGUCUGAAAGUCAUUUGUUUUCGUUGAAUCAGACUGACUGGAUUGGAUGGCCCGGGGUUCCGCCCACAAACACACAAGGUGGAGUUGAAAAGAAAAAAAAACAUGCUGGACCAAAAUGAAGCUGUCAAACGGCAGCUUACUAUUUACUAUAUUGAGCAAUGUGAACAGACACGGACGCUGCCGUGUAGACAUCGUAGCUAGUUACCUUUUACAGUAUGAGAGUAUUGACACUUGAUAAGUGAAAAUUACAAACUUUGAAAAAAAUAUAUAAUUUCAUGAGCAAUUUAAGGGAGUGCGGAAGAUUAUAAAUGUGCAUUAAAUUCGACAAACACUGAUACAAGUUUGCCUUUUGUGAAUCAAAAUAUUCGCCGUGCAAACUUCGGCUGCAGAUGUGACAUGGUCGGCCUCCGAGAGUGGAAAUAAUCGCCCUCGGUUGUGUUCAGACUCAACGGUGCGAGAACGGUGCAAAAAAAUGUGGAUGCGAAAUGGUUGGAUGGCGAGGGGAGAGCUGCUACGCGUUGAGUGGAGGGAGACGGCGAGUGAGAUGGAGGCGGGGGGGAAGGACCAUCUCUGCGGGGACUGGAGCCCGGGAUCGACGGCGCAGUGCUGGCUAUCGUUCAACCCUCCCCUUCUUCCUCCACAGCGACGCCGAAGCUCACGCCGUGAAGCAGCCCAGAACCACCGACGACCAAGCUCGGAGAACCCGCCUUCUUGUCCUCGCUUAUGCGUUUUCGGACCGAGGGAAGGGAGUCCGCAACGCCCUGGCUCUAGUUUUAAGCUCGGUUUUUCUGUGUUUGCAGUGCGCCAUUGGACCUUGUCACGAUCCGACAGAGUGCACUCACAAAUGAAUGGAGAAAUGGAGGCAACGACCCACGACCAAGUGUGGGCACAGGAGGACCUUUUAAAACUGCUGGAGGCCAUGAAAGUGGCCCUGCCUCAGAAAGACCUGACUAAAUACAAAACGUCAGAGUCCCACCUCGACUGGCAGAAGGUGGCUUUCAAUUCCUUCUCCGCAGAGAUGUGUAAGCAGAAGUGGCAGGAGGUCUCUAAAGAGAUUCGUAAAUUCAGGACUUUAACAGAACUGAUAAUUGAUGCUCAAGACUACAUAAAGAACCCUUACAAGGGCAAGAAAAUAAAGAAACAUCCAGAUUUCCCCAAGAAGCCUUUGACUCCGUACUUCCGUUUCUUUAUGGAAAAGAGGGCCAAGUAUGCAAAGUUGCACCCUGAGAUGAGCAACUUGGACCUCACUAAAAUCCUCUCCAAGAAAUACAGAGAGCUACCCGACAAAAAAAAGAAAAAGUAUGUUGAGGACUUCUUACGUGACAAGGAAUCAUUUGUUCAAAGCAUGAUGAAAUUCAGGCAAGAACACCCAGACCUUGUGGAGAGCAUGGCCAAGAAAGGUUCAAAUGUACCAGAGAAGCCCAAGACGCCCCAACAGUUGUGGUACAAUCAUGAAAAGAAGGCCUUCCUCAAGACACACCCAGAUGCGACCACCAAAGACAUCAAGGACAGUCUUGGCAAACAGUGGACGCAGCUGUCUGACAAAAAGAGGCUCAAAUGGAUCUCCAAGUCCCUAGAACAGCAGAAACUGUAUGAGGGAACAAUGCGGGAGUAUAUCCAGCAGCACCCAGAGUUAAACAUGACACAGGAGGAUAUUGUGAAGUCCACCCUGACAAAGGCAGAGAGGCACCUGAAGGACAAAUCUGACGGCAGACCUGACAAACCACCGCCAAAUGGUUAUUCGAUGUUCUGUGCCGAGCUCAUGUCGAGCAUGAAGGACGUUCCCAGCACAGAGCGCAUGAUGAUGUGCAGCCAGCGGUGGAAGCUACUCAAACAGAACGAGAAGGACGCAUACCAAAAACGUUGUGAACAGAGAAAGAAGGAGUAUGAAAUUGAGAUGAACAGAUUUCUCAGUAGUUUAUCAGAAGAGGAGCAGCGGCGGGUUUUGGGUGAGGAGAAGCCUGGUUUUAAGAAGAGCAGUGGAGCCAGCAGUCCUGCCUCCAAAAAGAAAAACUCUAAAGCAAAGGUCAACCCAGAGAAACCCAAAAGGCCCAUCUCAGCUAUGUUCAUAUUCUCUGAGGAGAAGCGCCCCAAACUGCACCAGGAAAGGCCAGACCUCUCUGACAGCGACGUCUCAAGACUUCUUGCACGCAUGUGGAAUGAGUUGCCAGACAAGAAGAAGGAGAAGUAUAAGCGUUUGGAAAUGGUCCUGAAAGCAGAGUCAGAGAAGAAGGAGAAGGAGGAUCGUAGUCGCCUGCCGGAUCCUCCCAAGACUGCACAGGACAUCUGGCAGCAGAGUGUUAUUGGAGAUUACCUGGCCAGAUUUAAGAGUGACCGGCCAAAGGCACAGAAAGCAAUGGAAGACACCUGGAGCACCAUGGAGAAAAAAGAGAAGAUUAUGUGGAUCAAAAAGGCAGCAGAAGACCAGAAAAGAUAUGAGAGAGACCUGUGUGAGAUGCGCUCACCAGCUCCUGUCAUUCCUGCAGGGAAGAAGAUGAAGUUUGAGGGAGAACCCAAGAAACCACCAUCAAACGGAUAUCAGAAGUUCUCUCAGGAAAUGCUCUCAAAUGGAGAGCUGAAUCAUCUCCCAAUGAAAGAGCGAAUGACUGAGAUUGGCAGCCGCUGGCAGAGGUUGCCUCUGAAGGAUAAGGACCGCUACAAGAAGAUUGCAGAAGAGAAGCAGAGACAGUACAAAGUCCAGCUGGAACAGUGGCUCGCUAGCUUGUCUUCACAAGAGAGAAACACUUACAAAGAAUAUAAUGCACAAAAAAGAAGAAAUCCAGCAAAACCAGGAGGCCCCAAAGCAAAGGCCAAGAAAUCAGACACAGAGGAGGAGGAUGAUGAGGAGGAGGAGCGGGAGAAGGCUUCCUCCGAGGCGGACUCAUCCAGCGAGGAGGAGGACGACGACGACGACGAUGAUGAAGACAAGGAGGACGACGACGACGAUGAUGACGACGACGACGAAGACGAUGAAGAUGACGAUGAGGCGGAGGACAAAGAGAACAAGUCAGAGGACAGCAGCAGUGAGUCCAACUCACAAGGGACAUCAGAUUCUGACUCAGACUGAAACAGGCCAACGUCCUCUCGAGACAAACUGAGCAGCGCUGAGCUGAGCCAAGAGUCCAGGGAGCUCUGCCACUGUGCCAACCCUGCUCUCCUCCCACCACCAGAGGGAGCCCUUACAUUGCCUCAUCCAUUUCACACACUCACACUUUUUGUUGCUGCGCUGGUGAUCUGUACUCAAGGAGGGACCCUGCCUCUGUCUCCAAAAUAUUCCCUCCUAUCCCGGUGUGAUGGCGGUCUCACGGCCACUGAUAUGAUACCAAAAACAGCAUCCCACUGGUUUGGUGAUGUUGUGAACAUUUCUGCCACCGGUUCCAAUCUCAAAUAACAGGUUAACUGGUUUACGGUUAGAGUUUUAAUGUGAGGGUAUUUAAUUACCCUCCCGUGUUUAUUUUAUCGUUCUGACAUUUAGUUGAAGACGAGCGGCAUGAGUUGUGAACAGGCUUUGUUGAGCCAAAGAACACAGCAUGGUGGGCCAUUUUAGGGAGGGGAGGGGGGUGCGGGGUACUGAAAAAUUGCACUCUUCAGAAUGUUUCCUUGAAUUUUUAUUUUCCAGAUUGUUCUCAUGUUGUUCUGUUUUCAGCUUUUGAUGUAGAUUUUAUGAUUUGGUUCUUAAAGAGGUGGUAUUUUUUCAGGAAAAAAAUCAAGCCAUGAUGAAUGUUUUAUUUGUUUUUUUCUUUUUUUUUUCUUUCUUUGUUUUGGUUGCUGGAAAAUUUCAGUACAAAAUUGUUUCCCGUGUUGGCGUUUAAAAGAUGACAGUGCCUAUAAAGUAUUCAAUCCCUCCCCUUUCGACUUUUCACGUUUUAUUGUUUUACAACAUUUAAUCAAAGUGGAUGUGAUUAGGCCUUUUGACAGUGCUCAUAAAAAAUAUUGUCACAGUUGUGGUAAAUUGUAGAUUUCUACGUUUUAAAAGCCUGGAAUAUUAAUCUGAGUCUCAGUUUAAUUCCUCUUCAACAAUUUAAUGUAAAGUGAGCGCAAAUAUAUAAAACAAUUACUGAAGAUACUGAGGUGACUAAAUGGCAACUUUCAAGAAAUAAAUCCUCAGUUUGAUUGAAGUUGUACUUCACUAACGUGCUUCUUGCACAAACAGACUUUUAUGUUGACCGUUUUAAGAGUGCCAAAUUUCUUAUGUUACCUUUGUUUUUUAUUAGAAAAUGUACUAGUUUUAUAUUUGUUCUCCAUUUAGAUCCAUCUCUACAGUCUGGUUUCCCUCAGAGUCAACAAGAGUCAGCAGCCUGAUUCCAUCCACUGUCCUCGGGUUAAGGGGUUGAAUAUUUUCCUGGCACUGCACAUUUAACAAAACUGACAAUACACGUAGUUUCAGUUCAUCAAUCUGACACGUUCCUGCCCGACUCGGUUAAUUCAACAAUUUGUUCUGGCCUCGCAGUGUCCAAGUUGUUAAGGGGAUAACACUUACUCCCCGUGAUUACAUCAUCGACGUUUCUUUGCGGAGCCGUUGUUUAUUUGCUGAAUGAUUUGUUCCAGUUCAUUAAGGAUCACUGAGGAUGUCUGAGUGGUUUCAUCUGUUUGCAAUUUCAAGUUUAUCUUGGAAGUUUUAAUGGUGUUGACUGUAAUCCGUAUGGGUUUUAGUCUGAUGCUUAUCCCAAAAAAAGUGUGCACUUAUUGUAAAUCUGUCCCUCUGUGUGAGUUUGCGUGCAUGCAUGCACAGAACUGUGUAUAUACGAGGGUGUGUGUGUGUGUGUGUGCGCGUGUGUGUUUUAUUUGCUUUACUGUGUGCUGUUCUUGCUGUUAUGUUGCAUACCAUGUGGUGACUGCAGAGUGCAUGUAUGUGCCUGUGUGGGGACAUCAUACCAACACCAUGAAUGUAGAUAUUGUUAAACCUUUUCAUUUCUCCCAAAGGUUUUUUUUUUUUUUUUUUUUGGUCAUCAAUUACCGGAAAUGGGAUUGGUGACGAGACUCAUGUCAUUUUGGAUCUCAAAAAAGAUUUGAGUACAUGGCAACUAUUAAUAACCUAUUAGUAAUGGACUGAUUUUGACCUUUACAAAUUUCAUCACAAAACCAGCGUGAACUAUAUAAAUAACUAAAAGAGAGAAAAGGAAAGUCAUUGAUGACACUGAUUGGUGAAAGUCUGUAAAAGGGAUUUGAAGACCUCAGUUGCCAGUGGACUUAGGGGGUAAAAGAAAAAAAAAAAAAGAACUGUAAUCUUUUCUGUAAAUACUGUUUUUGUAUUGAGUGCUUAUUGUUUUGUUAGUACUUUUAAUUUGGCAAACCCUCAUCUGUGAUUUCCGAGGCCAGUGAGUCUUUCACUCACGGGGGAGAAUUGUUUGGUUAAUUCACCUGUUUUAGUUGUUUCUUCUCUCCCUUUUGUUGGUUUAUAGAGAUAUCUAAGACAGCGAAGCUUUACAAGUUUGUACUGCUGAUCAUUUGACAGAAUUUGAUGUUUUAUAUAGCUGAGGGUGUUCUUACAGUAUGUCCUUGUAGUUCAAGUAUUUGGGCAAAUAAAAAAUAAUCUUUAA